Macrosiphum euphorbiae (potato aphid) is the source of this 297-nucleotide messenger RNA. The record is from the annotation of a GenBank genome assembly. Lineage: Eukaryota; Metazoa; Arthropoda; Insecta; Hemiptera; Aphididae.
AUGUGGAAAAUCCUAUUUUUUUUGGCGUACCCGUGCCAGCAGGUGUUUGCGAAACGGCACGUGCGCGAUGAGGUAGAAAAUAAAAACUCCGAUCGAAAUCCUUUCGAAAUCCGCCGACCGCCACAUAUCGUACGCGUAUGUCGUCCGGUGUAUCCGAUCGGCGGAGAUUCGCCGCCGCUGUUUCGAUUACCGUCGAGCGGCGUCCGAUCGGCAACGAUCGCAGUGGGAAUAUGGACCAUCGCCGCGCCGGUCGUAAAUUAUUCGUCGCAAUGCUGUUUAUACCCGAAAACUAUAUAA